AUGUCUGAUAGGCACCCGCACCCCGGGCCGACUACCCACCGGCCUCCUCCAUUGAAGGUGGCUCCUACAUUGCGCGGUGAUUCCAUUGAACUUGUCGACUACCAUCCGACCUCUCAUACAGCAACCGCAAGUGCUUCUGGUCGCGCCCACUCAAACGACUUUCAAGACAGUGCUAGGCGGUUCGACCCUGCCGCCGACUCGCAGCCGCUUGGCUUUGACAUCGGUGUUCGAGAAUCGAAGGAGGGAUUAGAGCUCGACCAGCUUCGCCCCGAGGGCUCUCGUCUUAGGUUCUGGGCUGAAGCUCUCCGACGCCGCGCUUAUAACGCAUCGCACGGGAUCGUCGACCCGGAUUCCGAAAAGAUGAAGUUCUCGCAUAGUGUCCAGUUUAAUGCGGUGCCAGAUUGGAGCUCCAAUUACAUCGCGUAUAGCAAUUUGAAGAAACUGAUAUACACCCUUGAGAAACAGGUCAACCGCAUCGAUGGACAUGUGGCCACAGAUGUAGAGUCUGCUCCGUUGUUGAGUGGUAUUGAACCAAGUAACCCGGAUGCAACCUUUAAACGGGCUCUUGACGUUGAGAUGGAUAAGAUCUGUUCUUUCUAUAAGAAGAAGGAGGCGGAGAUUUUUGAACUCGCGGAUGAGCUCAUCAAAGACGCUGAUGUGUAUCUUUCCGAGACUGACGGCGUCAAUAUGGACCCCGUCAGUGAGACAGUCAUCAAGGCAAGCUCCCGUCGCGGUAAUGGCAAUACCACCAUCCCGCACCGGCGGCCCAGUGCUCUGAGCAAUGACUCGAUGGCGGACGAUGAAGAAGAAGGCGGCGAUAGCGACGACGACCGGUCCCCGGCUAAUGUCCCACAGCGCCGGAGGUUGCUACAGUCGACUGAUGGUGAGUCCAACACGGAUGACCAGCACGGCGAUAUGGCAGACUCCUACUUUGGACAGCCGACCACCCGAGAACCGCACGAGUCGCACUUCAACGACGAGGACUUCAUCGCUCUUUACAACACCGGUAUAUCGUUGAAGAAGCGUCUGAUCGAAUGCUACGUCUCACUCUGCGAACUGCGCUCCUUUAUCGAGCUGAACAAGACUGGCUUCGCCAAGGCCCUAAAGAAGUAUGACAAAACCUUGGAUCGCAGCCUUCGCAGAGAUUACCUAGCCUCUGUUGUCCAUACCGCGGUACCUUUCACCGACAGUACUAUGGCUGCCAUCGAUCAGCAUAUCGAGAACGUGGAGGGUGUGUAUGCGGGCAUCGUCACGAAAAACAACAGGCAGUUUGCUAGGCGCGAGCUGCGUCUGCAUCUGCGUGAGCAUGUCGUCUGGGAGCGGAAUACCGUCUGGCGUGAGAUGAUCGAGAUCGAACGUCGUGCGCAGGCUGCCAAUGUUGGUAUUCGCCAGACUCUCCUGGGUGGUGAUGAGGACCCGGCCACUGCACGGCGCCAGGGAGACAAGACCGAGAUGCGCACUCAUGAGGUAUCAACGCCGCUUGGUCGGUUCCAGUUCCCGACCUGGCUUUGCAGCUUGAGCUUCGGUACGCUGGUAUUUAGUAUCGCCAUCUUCGGCGCAUUGCUUUCUGUGAACAUAAUGGACACCCCCGAGGAGCAGAACUGCCUGGCAAUGUUGGUCCUCGUUAGUAUUUUGUGGGCCACUGAGGCUAUCCCGCUGUUUGUCACUUCGCUUCUUAUCCCAUUCCUAGUCGUGACUCUAGGCAUCAUGCGGUCAGACGAUGAAGCUCAGACGCGACUGGGGCCCAAGGAGUCAGUCGGCAAGGUGUUCGCAGCGAUGUGGACUCCUGUGAUUAUGCUACUCCUAGGUGGCUUCUCAAUCGCAGCGGCACUGUCCAAGUACGAUAUCGCACGGCGCAUGGCCAUGUUCGUGCUAAGUAAAGCCGGAUCGAAGCCAUCUGUAGUGCUCUUGACCAACAUGUUUGUGAGCAUGUUCCUGAGCAUGUGGAUCAGUAAUGUUGCAUCUCCCGUACUCUGCUACUCAAUCAUCCAGCCUUUGUUGCGCAAUAUGCCUCCCGAGUCAGACUUUGCCAAGGCACUCGUGCUGGGUAUCGCGUUAGCCGCCAAUGUUGGUGGUGCAGCGUCCCCCAUUGCCUCGCCCCAGAACAUCAUUGCCCUGCAGAACAUGGACCCGAGCAUCAGCUGGGGCACAUGGUUCUUCAUCGCACUUCCUGUCUGCAUCAUCUCCAUUCUCCUGAUUUGGGUCCUGCUGCUGGUAACAUUCCGUCCGGGCCGCAACACAACAGUGAUGGCCUUCCGUCCCGUCAAGGACCGCUGGACCGGCAUGCAGUCCUUCAUCAGCAUCGUCACCAUUAUGACAAUCAUCCUCUGGUGCACCAGCCACCAGCUCGAGCACAUCUUCGGCGACAUGGGCGUAAUCGCCAUCAUCCCUCUCGUCCUUUUCUUCGGUACCGGUAUCCUCAACAAAGAGGACUUUAAUAACUUCCUCUGGACCAUCAUCAUUCUCGCUGCUGGUGGUUUGUGUUUAGGCAAGGCCGUCACCUCAUCAGGCCUGCUGCACACAAUCGCCAUGGGAAUCACCGCCCGCGUCGAGAACCUCAGUCUGUACAGCGUCCUCUUGGUCUUUUGUUCUCUCAUUAUUGUCAUGGCUACCUUCAUCUCGCACACCGUUGCUGCCCUCAUCAUCCUCCCGCUUGUCCGCCAGAUCGGCGUUAGCAUGGAGGACCCUCACCCGAACUUGCUGGUCAUGGCCAGUGCUUUGAUGUGUUCUGUUGCGAUGGCUUUGCCCACCAGUGGAUUCCCUAAUAUGACUGCUAUCAUGACCGAAGUACCCACCACAGGCCAGCGAUAUCUUCAAGUCCGCCAUUUCCUCACUCGCGGCAUCCCGGCCAGUCUUAUGGCCUUUGUGGUGAUUGUCACCCUUGGAUAUGGACUGAUGUAUGUUGCGGGGUUGUAG
Messenger RNA from Penicillium griseofulvum, 2916 nucleotides. Its product is annotated as putative plasma membrane phosphate transporter Pho87. Gene Ontology annotation, cellular component: membrane. The transcript is spliced from 5 exons. The coding region runs from base 1 to 2916 and encodes 971 amino acids. Gene Ontology annotation, biological process: monoatomic anion transmembrane transport; phosphate ion transport; polyphosphate metabolic process. Lineage: Eukaryota; Fungi; Ascomycota; Eurotiomycetes; Eurotiales; Aspergillaceae. Gene Ontology annotation, molecular function: phosphate transmembrane transporter activity. The record is from RefSeq and is a predicted model, not a curated record.